AUGGCCUUUGCAUUGUCAAAACGGUGUCAAGAAGUUUCUGAAGGUGAUUGCAACGACAUGGCGGUGUCGACUAUUUCGCCCCGUUCACGAGCACAUCGCCUUGUACCAACAGAGGAGUACGCAUGCGACAACCUACUGCGAAAAUUCGAAAGAACUGCUGGAACAUUGGCGAGCCUGGAAUUAUGGGAAGUGUGGAACUCGCAGGGACAUGGCAUGCACCCUUACCGCAAGACUCAAUCCCUCUAG
Rodentolepis nana is the source of this 246-nucleotide messenger RNA. Lineage: Eukaryota; Metazoa; Platyhelminthes; Cestoda; Cyclophyllidea; Hymenolepididae. The record is from the annotation of a GenBank genome assembly.